This is a messenger RNA of Camellia sinensis, 828 nucleotides long. Lineage: Eukaryota; Viridiplantae; Streptophyta; Magnoliopsida; Ericales; Theaceae. The record is from RefSeq and is a predicted model, not a curated record.
AUGGAUGUAGAACUCCAAAAGAGCAAGAGUACAAAGCAGCGAAAAAUCUCUACAAUGAAUUUACAGAAGUUAAGGGAGAGAUUGGGACGGGCAGUGUCCAAUUUUAUACUCUAUAAUCGUAUUCCCUUCAAUGUAGUUGAUUCAGAGUGUACACAAUCCAUGCUUGAUGUUGCUGCUAAAGUAGGGGCAGGAGUAAAGGGUCCUGGUGGUUAUGAAGUUUCUGAAGUAUAUUUGAACAUGGAGCAUGAUGAAAUGACAGAAUGGAUAAGAUCAUUCAAGGAAAUUUGGACUGCUGAAUAUUAUUUUGGGUUGUUAGAUAAAGUUGUUGAUGAAAUUGGAGAGCAAUACGUUGUUCAAGUGGUGAUUGAUAAUGAACCUGCACUGAAAGCUACAGGAAAAAUUGGAUGGGUGUUAGAUUUAAUGAGAAAAUUCACUGGAAAUAGAGAAUUGAUUCGACUUACCAUCACUCGAUUUGCUACAAAUUUUAUUGCCAUUAAGAGUAUUGUUAGAUAUAAACAACAAUUGAGAGCUAUGUUUAAUAGUGAUGAGUGGAAGAAUUCUAAAUGGGGGAAGGCAAAGACUGGGCAGCCUUACAAGGUGAAAAAAAUUAUUUUGGGAAAGGAGUUUUGGCAAAAAGCAAUAGAACUUUGUAAAGUUCAUGAGCCACUAGUCAGAGUAUUGAGGUUGGUUAAUGGGGAUGAGAAGCCAACAAUGGAUUUCAUAUAUGAAGCUAUAGAUAGAGCAAAGUUGGCAAUUAAAAGAGAUUGUCACUACUACACCGAGUAUUGGAAAAUUAUUGAUACUCGAUGGUCUUUUCAAUUACAAUAA